UGUGUGUUUUGUGUGCGUGUGUGUGUCGGCUAGAAAGUCAGCCUGGUUUCCAGCUGAGUGCUUGCUCUCUCUCACACAGUGUGUGUGUGUUGUCAUUAUUAUCCACUCUGCUCCCAGCUCAGAAUGGCCAGAUUCACUCAGACUGAAACAAGAAGGCAGCAGCAGCAGCAUCCUCCUCAGCAGCAUCCUCCUCCUCAGCAGCAGCAUCCUGCUCCUCCACACUAUUCCAGCCUCUUUCUCAGCGGACACAGUCAAGCUUCACUGCUCCUGAUCCCGCACCAGCAGCACCAGUACCCGCCGAUCACGUUGCCCAAACCCAUGAACGGCUCGGAACCCAUUUCACUUCAUCCGGAGAGCGGCGCCAUGAAGGACCAGGAUGCCAUUAAGCUGUUUAUCGGGCAGAUUCCGCGCAACUUGGAGGAGAAGGACCUGAAGCCUCUCUUUGAACAGUUUGGGAAGAUCCACGAACUGACGGUGCUCAAGGAUCGCUACACCGGUAUGCACAAAGGUUGCGCCUUCCUCACCUACUGCGCCCGAGAGUCUGCCAUUAAAGCCCAGAACGCCCUCCAUGAACAGAAAACACUCCCAGGGAUGACUCGCCCCAUUCAGGUGAAACCGGCCGACAGUGAGAGUCGUGGAGAAGACAGGAAGUUGUUUGUGGGAAUGCUAAACAAACAACAGACAGAGGAGGAUGUUUACCGCCUGUUCGAACCCUACGGAGUCAUCGAGGAGUGCACGGUCCUAAGAGGUCCAGAUGGCAACAGCAAAGGUUGCGCCUUUGUCAAGUUCUCCACACAUACCGAGGCUCAGUCUGCAAUCGGUGCCCUCCACGGAAGUCAGACAAUGCCAGUGAGUCCAGGCGCCUCGUCCAGCUUGGUGGUGAAGUUUGCAGACACAGACAAGGAGCGCACCAUCAGACGCAUGCAACAGAUGGUUGGCCAGUUUGGCAUCUUCAACCCAGCCAUCGCCCUUCCCUUCAGCACCUACAGCUCUUACGCACAUGCGCUCAUGCAGCAGCAGGCGGCCAUCAUGGCGGCGAGCCACGGCGGUUACCUCACGCCGAGUGUGGCCGCCUUCCCCGCCACGCAGAUCCACCAGAUGGGGGCGCUCAAUAUCAACAGCCUCCCGCCCACUCCCAUGACCCCGGUGUCGGGUGAGUUUCAUCAAGCCUUGGGCCUCAGUUCUCCGCCAGCCAACAUCACCACCUCCGCCGUGCCCAGCAUCGUCACACCCAUCGUCAACGGAUUCACCGGCAUCCCUCAUCAGCCAAACGGACACCCCGCCGUGGAGACGGUCUACACCAACGGCCUGCCACCGUACUCCACCCAGAGCCCCACGGCCGCCGACACCCUGCAGCAAGCCUUCACCGGAGUACAGCAAUACACAGCGAUUUACCCGGCCACCACGCUGACUCCCAUUGGCCAGACGCUGCCCCAGGCGCCACAGGUCAUCCAGCAGCAGCAGCAGCAGCAACAGAGAGAAGGUGAGGGUCCGGAGGGCUGUAACCUGUUCAUCUACCACCUGCCACAGGAGUUUGGAGACAAUGAACUCAUGCAGAUGUUUCUGCCCUUCGGCACCGUCAUCUCCUCCAAGGUCUUUAUGGACCGGGCGACCAACCAGAGCAAGUGUUUCGGCUUUGUGAGUUUUGACAACCCGGCCAGCGCGCAGGCAGCUAUCCAGGCCAUGAACGGCUUUCAGAUUGGCAUGAAGAGGUUGAAAGUCCAACUAAAGAGACCGAAGGAUGCCAGCCGCCCUUACUGACACAGCCUACCUUUAGUAUUCAUCGCAGCAGCAGCAACAGCAGCAGCAGCACAGGUUCUAGAGGACACGUGACGAUACCACGGAGGGGCUUAUCUUUCUUUUUUUUUUUUUCUUGGAAAGCAACAUCUUUUUUUAAAAAAAAAAAUCAACACGUUAGGAUUUUUUUUUCUGUUUUUUUUUGGAAGACAUAUCAGCAUUUACUUAUGAAGACGUAAGUUGGAGCGAGACGUGGAGGUGCGUCGCCGGGGGACGCUAACAGAUGGCACAAUGUGAGGAAGGAAAAAACUGAUGAAAACAAAAAACACUGAACAACAGAACUUUUUUUCUUGUUGAGACUUGAAUCAUUAAUUAAGCAACAAACAAACAGGAAGAAGCAGCAACAAAUAGAUUUCUAUAUACAUGUUAUAUAAGCAU
Molecule: messenger RNA, 2175 nt
Organism: Dunckerocampus dactyliophorus (ringed pipefish)
Lineage: Eukaryota; Metazoa; Chordata; Actinopteri; Syngnathiformes; Syngnathidae
Gene: celf5a
Product: cugbp, Elav-like family member 5a
Exons: 12
Coding region: 124-1761 (545 amino acids)
Biological process (GO): regulation of alternative mRNA splicing, via spliceosome; mRNA splice site recognition
Cellular component (GO): cytoplasm; ribonucleoprotein complex; nucleus
Molecular function (GO): mRNA binding
Source: RefSeq, a predicted model, not a curated record